GGGUCCAGUGUCUGGAUCUUGGGAAACAAGUCAUGUGCUACUGUCAGCCAGGUUUCACUGGUGCUCGAUGUGAGACCAACAUUGACGACUGCGCCAGCAACCCCUGUCACAAUGCUGGCACCUGCAUGGAUGGCAUCAAUGACUUCAUCUGCACAUGCACUCUGGGCUUCACCGGCAAGGACUGCUCUGUACRCAGCAGCCCCUGCAGCUCCGUUCCUUGCAACAAUGGUGGCACAUGUUACACUCACUUCACUGGCCCUGUGUGCCGGUGUCCGCCAGGUUUCAUGGGUGCACACUGCGAAUACCCCUUCACUGGUUCAACACCUAAACCUCCACCAGUGGACGGUGGCUCUCCUGCACUGGUUGCAGCUAUCAUCCUGGGUUUGGUGACUCUGACGCUGCUGGUGUGUGCCAGUGUCCACAUUCUGCGUCAGCUGCACCAAGGCAGGAAGCUCGCAGCCAUCUCCAGAUCAGUAAAGAAUGAUUUAGAGACAGUGAACAACCGCAAUGCUGUGAUUGAUGAAGAAGGUCCCAACAAUGGGAGCUUACUGGGGGGGCCGCUAGGCACUAUGAUGGAAAAGAGGGCCUUUCUUAAUCCUGGAGCUCAGUACAAAAUGUUCAAUAAGAACACAGCUCUGGUGGAGAAGAACAGGGCCAACAUGGCCGUGUUUAAAAACAAAAUGGCCGACUGUAAGCUAGCAAACGAGGAGCAGCACCUGGAGAAUAACAAGUUUGACCCUAAGAACUGUGACUCAGCAGUCAUCGGGUCUACUCUCAGUUUUACAAAGGAAAAUCUGUAUCAACCAGUGCUUCUCAUCCCAGAGCAGAAGGAGCCGUGUGUGUUUGCCGCCGAGGUGAGAGUCUAACCAUCACAUUUAGGAUCCAGCAGGGAUGGAACACAGCUGGGUUUGUAAACAAACAUUAAGAAUUUGGUGGAUAGAAGCAGUA
Messenger RNA from Austrofundulus limnaeus, 948 nucleotides. RefSeq names its product delta-like protein C. Lineage: Eukaryota; Metazoa; Chordata; Actinopteri; Cyprinodontiformes; Rivulidae. Gene Ontology annotation, cellular component: plasma membrane. Gene Ontology annotation, molecular function: Notch binding; calcium ion binding. The record is from RefSeq and is a predicted model, not a curated record. Gene Ontology annotation, biological process: negative regulation of Notch signaling pathway; Notch signaling pathway.